Molecule: messenger RNA, 2332 nt
Organism: Coffea eugenioides
Lineage: Eukaryota; Viridiplantae; Streptophyta; Magnoliopsida; Gentianales; Rubiaceae
Product: 15-cis-phytoene desaturase, chloroplastic/chromoplastic
Exons: 15
Coding region: 364-2115 (583 amino acids)
Biological process (GO): carotenoid biosynthetic process
Cellular component (GO): chloroplast thylakoid
Molecular function (GO): phytoene dehydrogenase activity
Source: RefSeq, a predicted model, not a curated record
UUCCCUCACAAAACCAUUGCUAUAUAAUAAUUAUUACACUACUACCUUUCGUUUUUGCCUUUUUAUCUUUUCCCUUGUCACCUCUUGUGUGUAUUUUUGUGCGUAUCCAGUCAGUGGUAGUAACUGCUAUACCUCCUAGCUGCAACUGGAAGGAGGAUUUCUGAUGGCCUUUACUCUGCAAUCCUGCCUGCCUUCCUUUCUUGCUUCUCCCUUAUCUCACUCUUAAAGAACUCGCAGCUAAAAAGGAGUUUCCUUGGACUAUUCUUUGCUCGCCUAGAGGAAAAGUUCCAAAUUGAUUGCACUGUGACGUUGGUCCGUUGAGAAGUCUAAAAGCAAACUCAAUUUUGUGCCCAAUUUGGAGAAAUGUCUCAACUUGGACAUGUUUCUGCACUAAGCCUGACCAGGCAAACUAGUGUGAUUAAUGUUCGGAGCCCUCAUUCUGCUUGGAAGUGUGGCCUUUGUUUUGGUUCUGGGCAAAUGACCUCACUUUCAUUUGGAGGUGGUGAUUCUAUGGGAGAUAAAUUGAAAGUUCAAGUUGCAAAUUCGGUUGUCAUGAGAUCAAGGGCGGAGGAUGCAGGCCCUUUAAAGGUAGCUUGUGUUGACUAUCCAAGGCCAGAGCUUGAAAAUGCCGUCAACUAUUUGGAAGCUGCUUAUUUAUCAUCAACAUUCCGUACUUCUCCUCAUCCAAAUAAACCAUUAGAGGUGGUGAUCGCCGGUGCAGGUUUGGCUGGUUUGUCUACUGCAAAGUAUUUGGCCGAUGCAGGUCAUAAACCUAUUGUGUUGGAAGCUAGGGAUGUUCUGGGAGGAAAGGUUGCUGCAUGGAAAGAUGAUGAUGGAGACUGGUAUGAGACUGGCCUGCAUGUAUUCUUUGGGGCUUACCCAAAUAUGCAGAACCUGUUUGGAGAACUAGGAAUUAAUGAUCGAUUGCAGUGGAAGGAGCAUUCAAUGAUAUUUGCAAUGCCAAAUAAGCCUGGAGAGUUCAGUCGAUUUGAUUUUCCUGAGGUGCUACCAGCACCAUUAAAUGGAAUAUGGGCCAUCUUGAAGAAUAAUGACAUGCUUACUUGGCCAGAGAAAGUCAGAUUUGCAAUUGGACUCUUGCCAGCAAUUCUGGGUGGACAGUCUUAUGUUGAGGCACAAGAUGGUAUAACUGUCAAAGACUGGAUGAGAAAGCAAGGCAUACCAGAUCGGGUGACUGAUGAAGUAUUCUUUGCCAUGUCAAAGGCACUGAACUUCAUAAAUCCAGAUGAACUUUCAAUGCAGUGCAUUUUAAUAGCUUUGAACCGAUUUCUUCAGGAGAAGCAUGGAUCCAAAAUGGCAUUUUUAGAUGGUAACCCUCCAGAGAGACUUUGCAUGCCGAUUGUUGAGCACAUUGAGUCACGCGGAGGCAGAGUACACCUUAACUCAAGAAUUCAGAAAAUUGAGCUCAAUGAUGACGGAAGUGUUGAAAACUUCUUGCUGAAUAAUGGAACUGUGAUUAGAGGAGAUGCUUAUGUAUUUGCCACUCCAGUUGAUAUCCUGAAGCUUCUUUUGCCUGAGGAUUGGAAAGAGAUGCCAUACUUCAGAAAGUUGGAGCAAUUAGUUGGAGUUCCUGUUAUAAAUGUGCACAUAUGGUUUGACAGGAAGCUCAGGAACACAUAUGAUCAUCUUCUUUUUAGCAGAAGUCCACUUCUUAGUGUGUAUGCUGACAUGUCUGUGACGUGUAAGGAAUAUUACAGUCCAAACCAAUCAAUGUUGGAGCUAGUUUUUGCACCUGCUGAAGAAUGGAUAUCACAAAGUGAUGAGGAAAUUAUUGAUGCUACAAUGAAGGAACUUGCAAAAUUAUUUCCUGAUGAAAUUGCUGCUGAUCAGAGCAAAGCAAAACUCUUGAAAUACCAUAUUGUAAAAACUCCAAGGUCAGUUUAUAAAACUGUGCCCGGAACUGAACCCUCUCGUCCGUUGCAAAGAUCUCCAGUUCAAGGGUUCUAUUUAGCUGGUGACUAUACAAAACAGAAGUAUUUGGCUUCAAUGGAAGGUGCCGUUCUUUCAGGAAAGCUUUGUGCACAAGCAAUUGUACAGGAUAGUGAGUUGCUUCUUGCCCGCAUUGAGAAGAGGGUACCCGAGGCAAGCACUGCCUGACAACUACAAAAGCUGAUAAUUGGGGCGAUAUUCGACCAGUAUACUGGGAACAGUGGAUAGGUGACUGGGGCAGGCUGAUAAUAUAUCACAAAUUAGAUUCAUCAACCCUGUGCGAAUGCACAGGCCAUUGUCUUUAUUUGGAAGCGGUGUCACGUCAUAAAAUAAAACAAGUCAUUCUUAUAUUUUUCUCUCUAUAAAUACAACUUUUGCAUCUUUA